Messenger RNA from Owenia fusiformis, 1758 nucleotides. The record is from the annotation of a GenBank genome assembly. Lineage: Eukaryota; Metazoa; Annelida; Polychaeta; Sabellida; Oweniidae.
AGGAACAGAAUGGAUGUCUUGAGUCCUGCGUUCAGAUCAUUCAGUAAAAUUUGGCGUUGCUGUAACAACAUUAUAUAAAUGUUUCCAUCAUGUAUCCGGUUGUCAUAUCAACCCAGCGGUUACUAUAGCAAUGAUGGCGACACGAAAGGUGACAGUUUUGAGAGGAAUAUGUUACAUAUUUGCUCAAUGUGCAGGGGGAAUCGCAGGAGCUGGCAUAGUAUAUGGUGUCACCCCGGACCCGCAAAAAGAAAACGUUGGCAUGCCAGCAAUCUACCAUAAACUAGCCAUAGAACAAACGUGUGCCAUCGAGGCUGUGGCAGCCUUUGUUGUCGUUUUUACCAUUUUCGCAAGUCAACGAUGCAAAAGCACUCUGCCGUUCAGUGUUGGAGGUGCUGUGUUCCUUGUUCACCUCAUUGCAGUGCCACUGACAGGAUGUGGAUUGAAUCCAGCCCGAGUCCUAGGGCCAGCAUUUGUGCAUCAUGUCUGGGAAAACCAAUGGAUUUAUUGGGUAUCGCCAAUAGGUGGGGCUUUAGUAGCUGGGCUUAUGCACGAGUUCAUAUUUGAACCAUAUGAACCGAAGAAGGAGUUAUACCAACCUGUGUCAGUAGCUGAAUCCAGGAGAAUCUCAGAUGGAGCUUUGGUUGAAAGAAACUCAAAUGGAUAUAGUCACACACAUAUAGAAAUGACGCCCUCUGAUACAAGGCAUUCAGCCCAGCAUACAUCAACAAAUCAAGCUAGUCCCCCACCACAAGCUUCUGCAGACCUCCAGCAUCCCACAACUGAUCAAUGUCGCGAUGACAGACAACAGCAGGCAACUGGAGAAAUCAGGCAACAUGAUAACACAAAGGAAAGAUUAAAAAGAAAAUUAACUGACAUUGAAAAGCAGGAAUGCUCAACUGAAAUUGACAGAGAUGUUGUAACACAUGUGGAGGAUGAUGGAGGGAGAUCAGGUUUUGAUGACGUUGGAGCAGCUGAUGAUAAUGAUACAGAUAUCAACUCUGAUAUACUGGAUAUAAAUAAGAAUGAAACUCAAAAAGAUCUUAACACUGGAAUUUGCUCUUUAACUUUAGCUUAGACUUAUGCAUGAUAAACAUUGUGUGUAUGUCAGUUUGGGUCACUGGAUUGUAUCUUGCGAGUAAAGUGAUUGUACAACAUUUAGGUUCAAGAGGUUGUAUACCAUUUAUGGUUCAAGAGGUCGUACAUCAGUUAGGGUCAAGAGGUUGUGCAUCAUUUAUGGUCAAGAGGUUGAAAAUCAUUUACGGUCAAGAGGUUGUACAUCAUUUAUGGUUCAAGAGGUUGUACAUCAGUUAGGGUCAAGAGGUUGUGCAUCAUCUAUGGUCAAGAGCCUGUACAUUAUUUACAGUCAAGAGGCUGUCCAACAUUUAGGGGCAAGAGGCUGAACAUCAGUUAGGGUCAAGAGGAUCAAGAGGUUGUACAUCAUUUAUGGUCUAGAGGUUGUACAUCAUUUAGAGUCUAGAGGUUGUACAUCAUUUAUGGUCAAGAGGUUGUACAUCAUUUAGAGUCUAGAGGUUGUACAUCAUUUAUGGUCAAGAGGUUGUACAUCAUUUACGGUCAAGAGGUUGUACAUCAUUUAGAGCCUAGAGGUUGUAAAUCAUUUAGGAUCAAGGGGUUGUGCAUCAUUUACGGUCAAGAGGUUGUACAUCAUUUAGAGUCUAGAGGUUGUACAUCAUUAAGGAUCAAGAGGUUGUACAUUAUUUAGGAUCAAGAGGUUGUGCAUCAGUUGCGGUCACUGGAUUG